GGGUUUGCUAUGUGUCCUGUGGCUGCCGGCGUCUUGGAUUUCAAGGUGCUGAAUGAUCCAUACGAGAACCUCAUGCGGCAUCACCUGCAACAUUACGGCUAUUACACAGAUCGCACAGGCAACUAUUGUGGAGCGAUGAAGGUGCAGAGCUGGCAGCAGGACGCGGGCCUGACGUCAAGCGGGAACGUCCCGGAGUCCAACGACAGCAGCAGCACCAACAAUGAAGAGGAGCCCCGCAAACUGGACUAUGCCUUCAUCAACGAGUACAAGUGGUUGAGGACACGACAGCUAGUGUUUGACAGCCCUGCUGGGAGGCAUCUCCCACGUCUGCGGGAGCCACGCAGUCUCUAUGCCGUGGCAGGUGGGAGCCGCCUUCUCCCUCUCCGCUGGCCCACAGAGUGCGAGGUCAUCAGGGAGAAGAUGCACCACAUUGAAUGGACACCACCGGAGCCAGAGAGGCUGUACCAGCCCAGCCAGCAGGAGCACAUGCCCACCUGCUCGGAGGAUGAAGGAAAGGACACAGUGUUUGCCAUCGAUCCAGCCAACCAAGGCUCAUACUUCACGUUUUCUCGUAUUGGAGGUCGCCGGGGCCCUUUGCGUCUUGCCACGAUUGGUUCAAGCAGUAGAGAUGCCAACACUUUGAUCUUUGAGUCAAGGUUUGAAAGUGGAAAUCUACAGAAAGCCACCAGAGUUGACAGCUACGAGUACGAGCUGACUCUGCGCACUGACCUCUACACAGACAGGCACACCCAGUGGUACUACUUCCGGGUCCAGAACAUGCAGCCAGGGGUCAGCUACCGCUUCACCAUCAUCAACCUGAUGAAACGCACCAGCCUGUACAACCUGGGCUUGAAACCCCUGCUGUACUCGGAACGAGAGGCCCAGCUGAGGCAGGUGGGGUGGCAUCGAGUGGGCAAGGACAUCCGCUACUACAAGAACAACCUGAGUCAGGAGGCCAAGAGCCUGUUCUCCCUCACCUGGACCUGCCAGUUCCCACACAGUAAUGACACCUGCUUCUUCGCCCACUCUUACCCCUACACCUACUCGGACCUCCAGCGCUAUCUAAACUCCAUCGCUAGUGACCCCAUCCGCUCCCAUUACUGCAAGCUGCGGGUGCUGUGCCAUAGCCUGGCUGGAAACCUGGUUCACGUGCUGACCAUCACCUCCCCGAGUGGUAGGCAGGACCCCCGCCCGGCCAAGCAGGCGGUGGUGGUCACGGCCAGGGUCCACCCGGGGGAGACCAAUGGGUCAUGGGUGAUGAUGGGCUUCCUAGACCACCUCCUGGGCACCUCCGACGAUGCCCAGCUCCUGCGCGACAUGUUCAUCUUCAAGGUAGUGCCGAUGCUGAACCCGGACGGCGUGAUUGUGGGGAACUACCGCUGCUCGCUGGCUGGCCGUGACCUGAACCGCAACUACAGCACCGUGCUGCGGGAUUGCUUUCCCUCUGUCUGGCACACCAAGAACAUGGUGCAGAGGUUGAUAGAGGAGCGGGAGGUGGUCAUUUACUGCGACUUCCACGGCCACAGCAGGAAGAGCAACGUCUUCAUGUACGGCUGCAGCGGUGGCGGCCAGCUGUCCACACAGCGUCUCAGCGAGAGAGUCUUCCCCCUGAUGAUGAGCAAGAACGCAGCUAACAAGUUCUCUUACCAGAGCUGCAAGUUCAAGGUUCAGAAGAGCAAGGCGGGCACGGGCCGGGUGGUGAUGUGGAAGCUGGGGAUCGCACACAGUUACACCAUGGAAACAACGUUUGCUGGAUCCACUUUGGGCAACCGCAGGGCCACCCACUUCAGCACGGAAGACCUCAAGUCUCUGGGAUAUCACUUCUGUGACACUUUGUUGGAUUUCUGUGAUCCGGAUCAUUCAAAGUUUGAACAGUGCCUGGCAGAGGUGCGUGCAGCUUUACAAAAGGAGGUGCGCCAGCGUCUGGAGAAGCUGGGCCGCGAAUAUCAUCCAGAUAUGGUGCUCAGUGAUCUCACUUUAUCAGACUUGGAGUCAAGCACCAGUGGAUCAAACAGCACUGAGUCAGAUGGACCUCCCGCGCAUUUAAUGAGGCUGGCAGCAAAGUGUCGCCUGAGGAAGAAGCGGCUGAGGAGCAGAAAGGAAAGGAACCGACUGAGGCAGCGUCUCUUCUUCACUGGCUUCUCCCCGCCGGCUCCACCAAAGCACCCGACGGGUGAGUGA
Messenger RNA from Leucoraja erinaceus (little skate), 2181 nucleotides. RefSeq names its product AGBL carboxypeptidase 2 (gene agbl2). Gene Ontology annotation, molecular function: zinc ion binding; metallocarboxypeptidase activity. Lineage: Eukaryota; Metazoa; Chordata; Chondrichthyes; Rajiformes; Rajidae. The transcript is spliced from 13 exons. Gene Ontology annotation, biological process: proteolysis. The coding region runs from base 10 to 2181 and encodes 723 amino acids. The record is from RefSeq and is a predicted model, not a curated record.